AUGAUGAGCACCGCUGAAUUAGUUACGAAACAAGGUGAAUCUCCUGACCAACGAACAUCAACUUUGAUAAAUCAAGAAUUAAAUAAACGAUGUCAAGGAAAAUCAAUUGGUCAGUUGACACCUAUCGAUAUAGCUAAGUUUACAGGAUAUACCCAAAAAUAUACGCAAAAUGAUCAUAUAUCGUUAAAUUCAGUAUACUACGAGUUUCAAAAUAAAAUAAACACUAUCACUAAUGCUGAUAGUUCACAAAUAUUAAAAGUACCACCUGAUCUACUAUUAGAAAUUGCAGCUAUCUAUCUCGCACUACAAGAUGCUCCAUCAACUGUACCCGAGAAGAAACAACCAUCGAUACCUUUGACUCAACAACCGCCAUACGGCCAGCUACUUCCUCAGCAACCUGAUAACCAAUAUCCACCAAGUCUGGAUCAAUACAAUAAUAGAAUGUAUCCAAAUAUGCAUCAUGGUCAUCAUCAACAUCAUCCACCAAACUAUAGCGCCGACACGCACCAGAAUCCUCCACCUCCUUAUUAG
Messenger RNA from Didymodactylos carnosus, 531 nucleotides. The record is from the annotation of a GenBank genome assembly. Lineage: Eukaryota; Metazoa; Rotifera; Eurotatoria; Philodinida; Philodinidae.